Trypanosoma brucei brucei TREU927 is the source of this 237-nucleotide messenger RNA. RefSeq lists its product as hypothetical. The record is from RefSeq and is a predicted model, not a curated record. Lineage: Eukaryota; Euglenozoa; Kinetoplastea; Trypanosomatida; Trypanosomatidae. The transcript has a single exon. The coding region runs from base 1 to 237 and encodes 78 amino acids.
AUGAGACAACCCUUUCCGACUACUUGGAAGGUUUACCUCCCCGGUCUGUUCGUCAUGGCGAUUUACACCUUCGUCAUAUACUUCAAUAAUACCCGCGGCAAUUUAGUGAAGGCGGGUCACGACUUUACGCCGAUCUAUUCUGAGGAGGGAAAACUGGAAGGCUUCACGCAUCCCGUGUUGGUGCGAGCAGGUGAUAACUACAGGAGUCGCGAGAACGCAAAAGCAGACUCGUCAUAA